This is a messenger RNA of Cadophora gregata, 1002 nucleotides long. RefSeq lists its product as uncharacterized. The coding region runs from base 1 to 1002 and encodes 333 amino acids. NCBI's taxonomy places the organism in Eukaryota, Fungi, Ascomycota, Leotiomycetes, Helotiales, Ploettnerulaceae. The transcript has 3 exons. The record is from RefSeq and is a predicted model, not a curated record.
AUGAGAAGGCGACAUCGGCGCUCCUGGGCAUCGUCUCAAUCUUCAAGGGAAAGUGCCGCCUGCAUUCCCGGCUUCUGUCUCUGCACCCCUUUUCGUCUACCAAGUACUUUGGUCGAUGCCUACCAUAGAUAUGAGAGUCCCCAGGUCGGAAAGAAGGUGGCCACGCAAUCCGAGAUUGACAGCAUACCUCAGGUCUUAGGCCCAAGACUGACACGAUCCUUGACGAUUGGGCGUGAGGAAGCCGAUCGGUCCAAGGAAGAUUCGAUAUCUCCCACAGCAGUAGCCAAUGCCUCUAGAGAUAAUCCUUGGACCAUCCAAAAGACAUGUACCGCCAUUCAAGAGCAGUCACCGCUUUUCAAACUGCCCCUCGAAAUUCGGCAACAGAUUUACGAAUAUGUUCUCGGCGGCUGCCACAUUCAAAUUCACUUCCAAAGCGCUAGGCCUGGUGUCAUAUCUCGAAGUAUAAUGGGCCACCGCCAAGUCCAAGAAGAUGCAUUGAGUCUGAACGGAGACCGGUUUCCAUCGAACAGAACUUCGAGACCGCCAUCACCGACACUCCCGCCAACUUCUACUCCUGUCUGUUUGUGUAGUGUCUUACAAGAUCGUAUGAGCGUUGAUUUGGAGGAAAAGAGGCUCUUACUAGCAUUACCAACAUGCUGUAGAAGAGUUUACAGCGAGACUAUUGAGUUUCUCUACAGGUCCAAUAAGUUCUAUUUCCGCGCAUUGGAAGAUGUGCUGAAGCUCUCUCUCACAAUUCUUCCUGAGCGAAUGUGUUUGAUACAGAAGGUCACCAUACUGAACAAUGACGGCAGUGAAGGUUGGAGCACGUUCAGCAGAGUACUUCCCUGGCUUGAUUGCAGAGCAUCUAGUGGGCUUCCUUGUUCAUGUAUCUCGUGUAUGCCUAAGGAUCUGCUACCCAAUCGGCAGGCUUUCAACUGGAUCCUUUAUACAUGGAUUAUGCGGAUCUUAGAGGGUAGCAAACAAAGUCGCAAGUCUGAAUGA